AAGUCAAACCCGGCAGGGAUCUCCCAUUUUCACAUUUCGUUCUCGCCAAAAAGUUUAGCCGUCCCUUUUUAUCUGAUUGUUGAUCGAAAAGAAAAGAAAAGAAAACCAUAUCAUAAACGAUGUCACUGCCACUGUUAAAGCUAGGAACUUUGGCCUUAAAAACGCUGAGUAAACCGGUGGCUUCUCGGCUCAAGCAGGCUGCUUAUGCCCCCAAGUUCCGCCAGUUCGUUAGCAUUGCUCAGGCAAACCAUAGAAUCACAACUAGAAUGCAAAGACGCAUUUACAGUCAUGCAACGGAUGUUGAGAUACGGCCCUUGGACGAGGAGAAAGCUGUUCAGGCUGCUGUAGAUCUUAUUGGGGAACUUUUUGUGUUCACGGUUGCAGGAGCUAUCUUGAUCUUUGAGGUUCAAAGAAGUUCUAGAUCGGAAGCCAAAAAGGAGGAAGCACGCCGAGCAGAGUUGGAGGCAAUGAAGAAAAGAAACGAGGACUUAGCUACAGAAGUGGAACUUCUUAGACUUAAACUUGAAGAAGUGGGGCAGCUUGCUAAGCGACAGGGACUCGCUGGUAUUUUCAAAUUGAAACAUGCUAAUAUGGAGAGAGAGAGAGAGAGAGAGGGGGGGGGGGAUUGGCAAAACCAGCUUGAUGUAAACGGGCUUGGAAAUAAGUCGAGUAUUCUUUUUCUUUAUUCCAAUUCUCUAUUAUACAGGUUUCUGAUCAACCCCUCAAUAAGGGAAUCAUUCUUCCUUUCCAUUCUUUUCAACAUUGAGCCAUCUUUUUGGACUGUAUUCUGCUUUCAAUCGAUCAUUGAAAAGAUUAUACGACUAAAAUCAUUGUUUUAAACAUGACUGAAAAUAACAUGUAUAAAUAU
This is a messenger RNA of Hibiscus syriacus, 868 nucleotides long. Its product is annotated as optic atrophy 3 protein-like. Lineage: Eukaryota; Viridiplantae; Streptophyta; Magnoliopsida; Malvales; Malvaceae. Gene Ontology annotation, biological process: regulation of lipid metabolic process. Bases 120 to 839 code for a protein of 239 amino acids. Gene Ontology annotation, cellular component: mitochondrion. The transcript is spliced from 4 exons. The record is from RefSeq and is a predicted model, not a curated record.